Prorocentrum cordatum is the source of this 559-nucleotide messenger RNA. The record is from the annotation of a GenBank genome assembly. NCBI's taxonomy places the organism in Eukaryota, Dinophyceae, Prorocentrales, Prorocentraceae.
ACGCCUGCCAUGUGAACUACGGCAGACUAGUGUUAGGCGACUUGAACGCACGAGUGGGCCGAGCAGGUCCUGGUGAAGGAGGGUAAUAGGAUUGCACGGCCGAGCGCGGGAAGCCGCGUGCGAGGUGGAAAGACCAAACAGGGAUCCGCUGUUCGAACCACGCUUUGGGAAUGGUACGGCCAUUGCAAACAUGUUGACAUCACAAAGACUGGAACACAGUAGUUCUUUUAAGGAUGUCUGGAUCACCGCGCAGGCUCCGAUCGACAUCCUGGCGCACAGCAUGUUUCAUGCCUUCUUGUGCACGCCGGGUGCGGCAGAGUUCACCAGGUCGCUUCGGAGCCGGCGUGGUGCAGCGUUGGUUUCCCAUCGGGUCCGGGUCGCUGGCGCUAUGACGCUGGAGAUGCCUUUUGACACGCGGCAGAACUACCUUACGUCGGUUACAGCAGCAUUUGAUGACGAGGAGGUCCACGAUUUUUUCAUUGACGUACUCGUGCAGAACAUCGAGCCGGAAUUGCCAGAAUUGCAUUUUUCCACGGACGUACUCUUACAGAAGUGACGA